ACAUACAAUUAAAUAAGGGCACUUUGGUAGUGACAUUUGCAAAUAAUUUGUAGUGCACUAAUUUAACGGCCUGACAGCCUUCACAUUGGUUAUAUAAAUUACGUCAUACAAUGGCAACGCCAGGCGGUUACGGACAUGAUGUCCGCAGUAACAAAUUCAAUCAAUUCGCUCUUGUAACAUCUGCGGUAUAUAUUGAGCUUAUGACUAUGCUAAUUCAACAGUUCCACCGCGGAAGUGAAAGAAGAAGGAUCGAAAUGUUAGCUAAAGCUUUAAUCCUUGCUCUUGCCGUUGGGGCAUCCUACUGUCAGGAGCAACACUACGCUCUCAAAACGUUAGUGCGCCAUGAACAACCUCAGGAAUAUGUUCACCACCAAGCUCCAGAGCAUUCGACGCACAAGGAACCAGCCCCCAUCUACGAAGUGCAAUAUCAAACUGUUCCAGAGAGCCAGGAACAGGCCGUGUCAUCGCAAGCCAGUCAUCACCAACCUUCUGCUGAUCAUGAAAUGCAGUUGACCAGCGCGAAAGAAGCUGAACCAGCGUACGUUUACGUACAGCAGGAAAAGCAGCCAGUCCAUUUCCACCAUGGAAUUUCCCUUCAAUCACUAUACAAGCACGCUGCUGCUGCUCAUAAAGUUCCUGCCACGCAUAAAUACCAAGCUCACCAUGAGCCAUCACACUACGUGUCGCACUACAACCACGAAGCUCUAAGCCAUCACCACGCGGCUCAGCAACAUGCCCCUGAGCAUUACGCUGCUCAGCAACAUGCCCCUGAGCAUCACGCUGCUCAGCAACAUGCCCCUGAGCAUCACGCUGCAUCCCACCACGCUGCCCAUUCCGAGGAAACCCAUGAAGAGCCUAUCGACUAUUACGCGCACCCUAAGUACCAGUAUGAGUACAAAGUAGAGGACCCGCACACCGGAGACAGCAAGUUCCAGCAUGAAGUACGUGACGGAGAUGUCGUGAAGGGCGUCUACAGCUUCCAGGAGGCCGAUGGCUCCAUCAGGACUGUGGAAUACACCUCCGACAAGCAUACCGGAUUCAACGCGGUUGUGAAGCACACGGCGCCGAGUCAUCACGCGCACGUCAAGCAACAUCAUGAGAACUAAAAUUUAAGCUGUUAUAUUGUUUGUUGUUACAUGUGUAAUCAUAACUUAAUUUAUUAAUCUUUCUUUACUUUUCUACUAAGUUUUUCCUAUUAAUAAAUGUAAGAGAAUACGCUCGGCUUGAA
Cydia amplana is the source of this 1228-nucleotide messenger RNA. RefSeq names its product histidine-rich glycoprotein-like (gene CPR123). The coding region runs from base 111 to 1106 and encodes 331 amino acids. The record is from RefSeq and is a predicted model, not a curated record. Gene Ontology annotation, cellular component: extracellular matrix. Lineage: Eukaryota; Metazoa; Arthropoda; Insecta; Lepidoptera; Tortricidae. The transcript is spliced from 4 exons.